AUGGCCGCUGGACCCGGUCGCGAUGAUUAUCGCAGAGACCGGCGUUCCAGCAGUUUGGAGUACCACCGGAGUCAUCGUAGUCGUCGCAGCCGAAGUCGCUCGCCGUACCACCAUCGGUACAGAUCGGUGUCGCGUUCACCGGAAGGAAGCCGCUCUGGCCACCGGGACCGGGAAGCUGCGUACCGCAAACGCAUACGGGUUGACUCUCCGGAACCGAGUCGUUGCUUGGGCGUGUUCGGGUUGAGUGUUUACACCACGGAACCAUACCUGAUUGACAUUUUUUGUCCGUACGGUACGGUUGAAAAGGCAAAUGUGGUGUACGAUGCAAAAACGAGAUUGUCGCGCGGUUUCGGAUUCGUUUACUUUAAAACCGAAACUGAGGCUUCCGCCGCCAGGCUGAACUGCAACGGCUUGCAAAUACACGGUCGGCGUAUCAGGGUGGACUUUUCCAUCACCGAUCGGCCACACUCUCCCACACCGGGCGUGUACAUGGGACGCUGUGGAACGGGUUCGCCGCCAUCUAGGGAACACUCCCGAAUCGAAUCCCGUAAUGAGUAUCGCCGUUGCCAUGCAUAUUCACGAUCGCGCUCUUCAUCUAGAUGCCGCUAGCAAAGGCGGACCGAAAUGGAUACGAACUAAACCAUGCAGCCCUCUGAUAUGAUAGAAGCUGAUCCCAGCACAAAGCAACUCAUUGGUGACUGUGAUAUUCGUUGUUAAACGGAACGUAACCGCAUCAGCAUAAUGAUGAAAUCCAGAAGAUUCGUAC
Anopheles cruzii is the source of this 766-nucleotide messenger RNA. Its product is annotated as transformer-2 protein homolog beta-like. Gene Ontology annotation, cellular component: spliceosomal complex. Bases 1 to 609 code for a protein of 202 amino acids. The transcript is spliced from 4 exons. Lineage: Eukaryota; Metazoa; Arthropoda; Insecta; Diptera; Culicidae. Gene Ontology annotation, molecular function: RNA binding. The record is from RefSeq and is a predicted model, not a curated record. Gene Ontology annotation, biological process: positive regulation of mRNA splicing, via spliceosome.